CCAGUCCCAUUCAGCUUGGGAAGAUCAGGAGACAGGCAUUUAAUCGAGUAACGAUAGAAUGGGAGCAACCAACGACCUUAAGUUUAGCUAGUUUACGUCAACUUUGUAAAUAUUCAUUAUAUGUAACCGGGCCUGCAGUGGCGUUGCAACCCAUUAAAUGACAGACAAUUAAAGGAUUUAAAAUGAUUCCAUUUGCAUCUGGAAGACGCAUAAUUUCUGGGGUUCCGGUAUGGAGAUGUCUUCAGCAGAUAACUAGAGCCCCACCACCAACAAAAGCUCAGCUGCUGUUACACACUCAAGCCUCCUCAGUGGUAAUGCCACCCAGACUAACGUGCACCAACAGGUUGUUGAGCAUAAGGCCUGUGAGCUGGCCUGCAUCUCGUCUCUGCCAUGAGGAUUCCCGAAGCCCCUCAGAGAGAGCUGACAGCAAAGGGGGUUUCAGUUUGAGGGCCCUUGGCCACGCUCCAAAACCAGCUCUGUACCUUGGUUUCUCUGGGCUCAUCCCCUUCAUCUCUGCCCCCCUCCUGAUGGCCGCCACGCAGUCCUUCUUCCCUGAAGUGGCAUAUGCUCAAAUGGUUUACGGAGCCACUAUAGUCUCCUUCCUUGGAGGUGCCCGCUGGGGGUUUGCCAUCCCUGAGGGUAGUCCUGCUAAGCCUGACUGGAUGAACUUGGGCAACAGUGUGGUGCCAUCACUUCUGGCCUGGCUGGCGCUGCUCUGCAGGGACAAUUUCGCAGAGGGUGCCCUGGUAGUUAUUAUGGGACUGGGUCUCUCACUGCACUAUGACCUGACCCUGCUGCCUGGUUACCCCUCCUGGUUUAAAGCCAUGCGGACUGUCCUCACUCUGGUCGCCACCUUCUCACUGGCGGCUACCCUCGCAAUUAAAAAAUUCUGCUCUGAAAAGAAGAUCAAAGAGCUUCAAAAUUGAUUUUAGAAAGGCAGUUUGUACUGUCAGCCAUAUUGACUCAAUAAAAAUGAUAAAUCAAGUUCA
Acanthopagrus latus (yellowfin seabream) is the source of this 989-nucleotide messenger RNA. RefSeq names its product transmembrane protein 69-like. Bases 183 to 926 code for a protein of 247 amino acids. The record is from RefSeq and is a predicted model, not a curated record. The transcript has 3 exons. NCBI's taxonomy places the organism in Eukaryota, Metazoa, Chordata, Actinopteri, Spariformes, Sparidae.